UGUGAGCGGAAGUUACCAGAUCGAUGCGCUCUGCAAUGGAUUGGCACAGCCUGCAGCCUCUGCUGAGCCUGAGCAGUAGCAAGGAAAGGAAAGGCCAAGAUGGCGUCGGUAGUAAGAGCGCGGACGGGUCCGUGCGGGUAGCCGGGAGACGGAGACUGCUGCGAGGGUGAUGGGAGCCGGAUAAGCCGGGAUGUGUGAGAGCUACUCGCGCUCGCUGCUGCGAGUGUCGGUGGCGCAGAUCUGCCAGUCCCUGGGUUGGGACUCCGUGCAGGUGACCGCCUGCGACCUGCUCACCGAUGUCCUGCACCGGUACCUGCAGCAGCUGUGCCGGGGAGCCCAUCGCUACUCCGAGCUGUAUGGACGGACAGACCCUGUUCUUGACGAUGUAGGUCAAGCCUUUAAACUAAUGGGAGUGAAUCUCCUUGAACUGGAAGACUACAUUCACAAUAUCGAACCAGUUACCUUUCCACAUCAGAUCCCAUCCUUUCCUGUCAGCAAGAAUAAUGUCUUGCAAUUUCCUCCUCCUGGGAGCAAAGAUGUUGAGGACCGGAAAGAAUAUAUCCCUGACUACUUACCACUUAUCAUCUCUUCUCAGGAAGAGGAAGAAGAGGAGCAAGUGCCCACAGAUGGUGGGACAUCAGCAGAAGCUAUGCAACUUCCUCUUGAAGAAGAAGGAGAGAUGGAAGAUGAUGAAACUAUUAAUGAUGAAAACUAUUUAAGUAAAAGACCUUUGGAUAGUCCUGAAACUUUAGAUCUGCCUUUUGCGAAACGACAACGGUUAGCAAAUAUUAAAGGAGAGAUUUUAGAAGGAACAUUGGAACCACGUGAACCACUUAGUUCAAUAAAUGCUCAAAAGGUUCCUCCUAUUCUUUCACCUACUCACAUACAGGACAAUUCGGACUUGGCCCUUCCUCCUUCAGAACCAAUAAUGUUGUCUCCUGUUUUAAAGCCCCAGACUGCCUCUUCAAAGCCAUCAGAAUCUAAAGCAUUGAUCUCUAAAACAAAAUCAAAAGGUUCUCCAGGGCAAAAAACAAAAUCUCCCAAAUCUAUACCACUGGCUACAGUUCUUGGUAGCCCUAUACGAUCACCUAAAAGUGGGCCAAAAGAGAAAAAAUCUCCAGGACGUGCCAAAAGUCCUAAGAGUCCCAAGAGUCCAAAAGCUCCUGCAGCCAGUACUCAGCCAACUGUAAAGUUAGAAACACCAAGCAGUAUACCCAUAGUUGCAAUAAGUGAAAAGAUUUUAAGGGAUAAUGUACAAAUAAAGCAAAAUCCAACAUCACAGGAUUCUGAAAAAUUAAAUUCAGAAAACUCAUCCAAGAAGCCAUCAGUGGCUGAUAAUACCAUUGAGGAUUCUAUUGAUGCAGUAAUUGCUCGAGCUUGUGCUGAACAAGAACCUGAUCCUUUUGAAUUUCCCUCUGGUUCAGAAUCGGAGGGUGAAGUUUUUACUAGUCCUAAAAGACUUACCAUAGCAGAGCCUGCUACUCCUAAAUUUUCAGCUACUAACAGCAGUCUUGGUAAGACUUGUAGCACACCACUGCCUGCUUCAGGUGGCACAUCUAGCUCUGAUAUUUCAUGGACAAUGGAUGACUCAAUAAAUGAGGUGAUCCGAAAGGUCAACCAAGAAACUCCACCAAAUAAUCCAAUCAGUCAACCAUGCUUCUCUUCUCCUUCUGCCUCUCCUCCUACUCCGGAGCCACUGGUCAAAGCCUAUGAGGAGAAGGCAAAAAUAGCUUCUCCAGUAGAUUUGAAGAAAAAAGCUAAGAAAGAACUAAAAACAAAGAUAAAGAAAAAGGACAAAGAAAAACAGAAGGACAAAGACAGGAGCAAGGACAAAAGCAAAGAUAAAAACAAGGAGAAGGACAAAGAUAAAGAUGGUGGCAAAGAUUCAAAACUUCAGUGGAAAGAGACUGCCAGAGAUGAUGAUGCUGAAAUGCACAGAUUUAUGUUAAAAAAUGUCAAUGACUCCGACCAAAAACCAAAGCAGAAGGAGAAUAGUGGGAAGAAAGAGAAAGAAAAACAUAAAAAGAAAGAUAAAGAAAAGGGAAAGAAGGAUAAAGAUAAAAAAGGGAAAGACAAAAGCAAAGAAGAAAAGCUGAAAACGGCACCAUCAACUCCCGUUUUAUUAACGCCUAAAGAUAUUCCACUGCCAAUGAUAAGUACUCCCAAUGCAGUACGACUACCCUCUUUGUUGCCUUCCAUGUCACCUCUACUUCCAGAAAAGGUAGCCGAAGAGCGAGAGAAACCUAAAGAGAAGGACAAGAAAAAGGAAAAGAAAGAGAAGAAGAAAAAAAAGGACAAAGAGAAAGUCAAAGAGAAAGAGAAAGAGAAGGAGAGGAAAGAAAAGGAGAAAAAAGAAAAGGAUAAGGAAAAACAUAAGCAUGACAAAGCCAAAGUGGAGUUAUCUGUUCCAGCCCCUUCACCUGUAAUCCCACGACUGACACUGAGGGUCGGUGCAGGCCAAGACACAAUAGUCAUCAGCAAAGUUGUAUCUACUCCAGAUGCUAAGGUGGCUCCUGCUCCUUCCUUGCCUAAAUCGCCCCCACCCACCCCAUCCCCAGCUCCUGCGCCAGUACUUGUUGUUCCACCUCCUGUGCAGCCACCUACUGUUCCAGCAGCUGCAUCUCCAACUCCAAAUCCAGCUCCUCCUACUCCUGGACCAAACGCUGGCAACUCUAAAACACCUUAUAGAAGUGUUGUCACAGAGACGGUCAGUACUUAUGUGAUCCGUGAUGAAUGGGGCAAUCAAAUAUGGAUCUGUCCAGGUUGUAAUAAACCUGACGAUGGGAGUCCAAUGGUUGGGUGUGAUGGAUGUGACGACUGGUAUCAUUGGCCUUGCGUUGGAUUAGUUGCAGAGCCGCAAUCCGAAAAGUGGUUUUGUACAAAAUGUGAUGGUAAAAAGAAAGAUAAGAAGCACAAAAAAAGGAAGCACAAAGCUCAUUGAGACUUACAGGGAUCGGUCCUUGGCUUGUUUUAGCUGUGCUUCUACUAAUAGAACAGUUUGGCUUAGCCGUGCUCAUUUCUGUGGACUUUUGUCAGACAAGCAAUUAGUAGGCCUUAGACUGUAAGGUCCUUCUGUCAGAUUUAAGAAAAAGGAGCACCCAACACCUAGAAUGGCAGAGGAAAGCUGAGCCACAAUAUACUGUUUGAGCAGAGAGUGACUUGCUCCCAUUUUUCCGGAACAGUACUCUCUUCCUGUAUAAUAGCUGUAUUUUCCUCCAAUAGGAAUUGAACUUGUAAACUAUUUGAUAAAUCCACACACAGAUGUAAAAUGUAGUGAAUUAUUUUAAAAAAAGACUUUGAAGGGACUGUGCCCAUUUUGCUUUUGCCAUCUUUGCUGUACUUGUUGAUAAUCAUAAGGAAAGCUGUUCUAUACCAAUUUAUGUGUCAAGUACAUAUUUUGUUAAAAAUAUAUACAAAUCUUUAUUUUCAUUUUUGUGCUAAUAUAAAUAAAUGACUUCUGGCUUUGUGAAAUAUAUAUAUAUUUUUAAAGAGAUGUUUCUAUUGUAUCCACUUAUUUCCUAGCAUUUUUCAUUGAUGUGUAAUAUAUUUUAGAUUUGUUUUUGUUUUUUUUGCUUUUUAACCAUAUGUCUAAACCUGGUGUGCACGUACUUGGCAUAUAUUGGUUUAUCAGUCCCUUAGAUUUGGAACUUAUUGGGUUGCAGAUGCCCAAUUGUACCAUGCAAGAGAUAUGCAUUUCUGUGCAAAACCAACCUUUAUGUGCUGUUGUCGGCUUGUUUUCCAUUACAGCUAAAAGCAGCAUAUUUGUUAUCUUUCAUCUGAAAGUAUGUUUUGUAUAUAUUAAAGGUGUGUCUCUGAAAUAUGA
Pseudophryne corroboree (corroboree frog) is the source of this 3823-nucleotide messenger RNA. RefSeq names its product TATA-box binding protein associated factor 3 (gene TAF3). The coding region runs from base 191 to 2941 and encodes 916 amino acids. The record is from RefSeq and is a predicted model, not a curated record. Gene Ontology annotation, molecular function: protein heterodimerization activity; p53 binding; transcription factor binding. Gene Ontology annotation, cellular component: transcription factor TFIID complex. The transcript is spliced from 7 exons. Gene Ontology annotation, biological process: positive regulation of transcription by RNA polymerase II. NCBI's taxonomy places the organism in Eukaryota, Metazoa, Chordata, Amphibia, Anura, Myobatrachidae.